GUGAUUCGAUGAAAAUUAUCAACCGAUCAAUUCAACAACAAACGCAAUCGCAACAACAACAACCACCACCUGCUUAUAAACGUAAUCAAAUGAUGACAAAACGUAUUAUUUGGGGUAAAGAAAUACCACAUAUUGUUCAACAUAAUCAUCAUAAUCAUCAUCAUCUUAAUCACCAUAAUCAUCAUCAUUUAUCAUCAUCGACCAACAACAACAACAACACGGGCAACAAUACACAAACAUUCGAUAAUUAUGUAAUGAUUUUGGGUUCAAAUCCAUUGAUUACAAUACGACCGAUUAAUAUACGUGAUGAAAUGGCAACAUCAUCUACUUCAUCAUAUGGUGAUCCAUAUACAAGUCGUGUAUUUGAAAUGGAUAAUCUUCGUAAUUAUUUUCAAUUAAAUGAACCAGAAUCAUCAACAUCAUCCACUAAUCAUCAUUCAUCGUCAUCGUCGUCGUCAAUAUCAUCGUUAUCCGCAACAACAACAACAAACCCAAUACGAUUUCGUUAUGAAUAUUUUCUUUCAUUAUUGGAUCCAACAAUGCCACGUCUGACUAAUUGUGGAAAUUAUUAUCGUAUGCGUUAUGCUGUUUAUGUUGCUAUUAAAAAUUCAGAUUCAUUUGGUGGUGGUGGCGUAGGUGGAAUAGGUGGUGGCAAUAUAGAUUUUAAUUCGAUAACAAAUGAUUGGCGUAAUAAACAAUAUCAACAGCAAAAAGUAUCACAACAAUCAUCAUCAUCAUUAUCAUCGAGUAAACGAAAAUUGGUUCAUAUCGGUGAAAUACAUUUGUAUACGAUUGUACCAGAAUCGAUUGUAUCGAUUGGUCGUCGUUAUUAUAAUAAUCAACAUUCGAUUGAUUAUCAUUCGAAUUCGAAUUCUACUACUACAUCGAUUCUACCAUCAAUUCAUUAUGAAAAUAUUAGUUUUUUUUCAAGUCAAAUUCCAUUAAGUCGUGAAGAAUUACAAGUUUUACAAUUAUCUAACAACAACAACAGCAUCAGCAAUAACAACAAUGGAACAACAAAUGGCCAAUCAGAUUUUACAUCAAUUGUUAAUCAUUUUCGUAGUUUUCUUAAAUAUCUUAAUACGAUUAUUGUGACAGUUUCGAAUGAAAAUCAUCAUAUCAACAACAAUGUUGGUGGUGGUGGUGGUGGUGGUAAACAAUCAUAUCGUUCAACAUGUUUAUUAGAACAACUUAAAUAUCCAAAAAUUAUUGAACAAUUUAUAAAUCCGGAUCGUAUUUUUCAUCAAUUUAAUCGUAUACAAUGUACAAUGCUUACAAAAUAUUUAUCACAACAACAACAACAACAAUUUCAACCUUUACAGCCAUUGGAUGUGGUAACAGCGUCGGCGGCAUCAACAUUAUCAUUAUCAUCGAGUGUUGUUGAAAAACAACUACAAUUAAAUGGAACAAAAACAUCGACAUCAACAAACGAACCGGAUAUAAUUACUGAAGAAAUAUUUGUUCAAAAUCUUAUACAAUUGAUGCCAACAUCAUCCACAUCAUCAUAAUCAUAAAUGAAAUGAAAAAACUGUCAUCAUCAAUAAAUUUUUCAGCAAAGGGAUUAAUUAUAUACCUGUUUGUUCAUUUAUUUAAUUUCAGAUAUUAUUAUCCAUCA
Dermatophagoides pteronyssinus (European house dust mite) is the source of this 1615-nucleotide messenger RNA. RefSeq lists its product as uncharacterized. The record is from RefSeq and is a predicted model, not a curated record. NCBI's taxonomy places the organism in Eukaryota, Metazoa, Arthropoda, Arachnida, Sarcoptiformes, Pyroglyphidae.